GUGCUCAGAUCAGCUGGUACAGUUCUAGCGAGCUAAGCCUUCUGGGGAACAUUUAGCUAGUUAGCUCUGUGGCUAUGUUAGCUAGGCUAGCUGCGGUUUCAGCAGGUCGUUUGGUGGCUGUAUGUGUUCAGUUGUAGCUGUAGAACUGCUGUCUGUAUUCAGCUGGUAUUAAGGAGCAUAACUUUACGCGCAAACCGCAGCAGAUCGGACUGGAACCUGCAGAAAAGUGAAUGAACUCGCUAAACAAGCUAGCUAGCUAUUGUGCUAGCUGGCUAACUGGCAAGUGCAAUGAAAAUAUGGCUAGCUAGCUAGGACUGAACAGAACUGGGUCAAAUGCUGUUAUUCGCGUAUUCGAGAGGCACGAAACUACGAUUAUUGCUCUGCAAUGGUGUUUAAUGUGUUGUAAAAUAUUUUCAGUUGCUAAAUACGACUGAAAAGGCUGUUGUCACUGUUAAUGCUGCAGCCAGCCAGCUAGCUAGGUAGCUAGGUUACGAGCCUAUGCUAGCUAGUUAACUAAAUAGCUAAGCGUUUGUUUUGCUACUAAGGUACAAUACCUAACCAGCUAUCAAAGCACCUUUCUUUCAUAACAAGCUCUGCAGCAUGUCCGAUAAGGUUGAGAGAACGCAUGUCUCUUAAGAAAGAUCCAAGCAGAUCACCUUAAAGAUGAGCAAGAAACCCCCUAACCGGCCUGGGAUCGCUUUUGAGGUUGGAGCGAGAGUGGAGGCUCAAGAUUAUCUACAAAAAUGGUAUCCAUCACGUAUUGAGAAGAUUGAUUAUGAGGAGGGGAAGAUGCUUGUCCAUUUUGACCGCUGGAGCCAUAGAUAUGAUGAGUGGAUUUUGUGGGACAGCAGUAGAUUACGUCCUCUAGAGAGACCAGCACUCCGUAAAGAGGGACUAAAAGAAGAAGAAGAGGUGUCUGAGAGACUCAGCGAGAUGAGAGCAUCUCGCCUGCGUGAGCUUCCUGGAUGUACAGAGAGCACAGAGGACCAAACAGACUUGCCACAGCAGAGACAAGAAUUGAGGGAUGGUGAGGAAGUUCUUGCCAGAUGGACUGAUUGUCGAUACUACCCUGCCAAGAUCGAAAGUGUCAACAAAGAGGGAACUUACACAGUCCAGUUUUAUGAUGGGGUGGUUCGCUGUGUGAAACGGAUUCAUAUUAAAUCGAUGCCAGAUGAUGCCAAAGGACAACAGGAUUGGAUUGCCCUUGUGAAGGCAGCUACAGCUGCUGCCAAGACUAAAGGAGGAUGUCGGCCUCGCACUAGUGCCAACAGCAACAAAGACCGAGAGGACAGAACUGAUCUUAGGUUUGAUGAACUUGAAGAAGAAGAGGAGGAGGAAGAUGAGGCAGACUCUGAUGGACUUGCCUCUUCUGAUGAGGACGACUGUAAGCCGUCCCCCGAUGAGCUUGAGAUGACUAAAACAAAAAGGAGAAGAAGCAGACAGGACAGUUUCUGUAAUGUGAAAAGAGCUCGCGUCAACAAAGUUGCAGGAUGUGUGAAAAGUGAAAACGACUGUAAGGAAGAACUUCCCAUGUCUGUACAACAGCCUUCCUCACACAGAGAUACAGCAGCCAGUAACAGCCCAGGGGAGGAAAGAACCCUGUCUGUUGUUGCCCAAAGGCAUCCUCUUCCUCUCUCCACCAACUCCCCAGGCACUUCACGGUCAAGGAGACUAAAACACGAUUCUGGGGAGUCAACCAUCAGCAGCACAAGCACAGCCGCAGAACCCAGCCCGUCACCCAGCUCCAUUCACACGCUCCCUGAUAUGAACACAGCUCCUUCAAGUUCACCUCAGAGGCGGAGAAGAUCUCAGCGUCUAGCAACAACCUCUGACCCAACCUGCCCCCCUUCACCACAUAACCAGGAUUCCAAUCAGAGCUCACCCCGGACAGACAACACACAGAAAGCAGACUGUGACAGUGGCUGCGUGGUGAAGACUGAACCUUGUGUAAACAAGCCAAGCACAGCAGCUUCUUCCAUACAUACCUCCUCAGUUCCUCCCCCUGGAACUGCUCAGUCUCCAGUCCCUGAAAAGGAAAGGAUGACUGACAUGUUGCUAAUUAAUCAUGCGGCAGAGAAAUCAUCACCUGCUGUAACAGCCGCAGGUAUAAAAACUGCCUCCAGGACCCCCAAAGCCAACAAACACACUAGGGAGCCCCUAAUAAACAUCAAGAGAUCUGAUGACCCCACUUCUCCUAAUGAGCCUUUGAUUGACCUGGACCAUAAUAAGUUCAAGUGUCAAAUUCCUGGCUGUACUAAAGCCUUCCGGAAAGCCAAGCUACUGGACUACCACCUAAAGUAUUACCACAAUACUGACAAGGAGCUGGAGAGUGAAGUGUGCUCACCUGAGAGAUCUGGUCGCACCAGGGCCACAUCCGCUUCUGUACCCAACAGCACUCUGGUGGAGAUACCAGACAACAAGAGGCGCCGGACAGUCUCCACCUCCUCCUCUCUGUCUCCACAAGGCCAUAUGUUACAGCUGGACUGUGCUGGCUCCUGCCCAAAGCCUCCCAAAUUCUGUAAAAAGAAGCGGUCCUCUGCAUCUGUCAGCUCAGACAGCACUGAAGUUUCACUGCCUCCUCUGACGAAAGAGAAAACUUUUGACAACUUCCAUGACAAGAUGCUCAAGAAGGUCACUGAUAAGGACAAACACUUAGAAACAGGACUGUGUAUAAAGACUGAAAGAAAAUUCAAGAUUGAAGAAAAAUGCCAGCUCAUUGCAGGGAAAAAGAGGGAUAAAGAACGCAGAGACAGAAAAGACAAGGAUCCUUUUAAAAUCAAGCAGAAGAAGAAGAAAAAGAAGAAGAAGAAAUCGAAACAGCACUGUUACUCAGACAUGGACGAGGUCUCUGUGUCCUACUUGGAGAGAUCAUCAUUUUCUCCGUUUCGUUCUUCCACCAAUUCCUUCUCCAAACACUCAGCCUUCCAAUACCCCCGUGCCAUUCUGUCAGUUGAUCUUACUGGGGAGAAUCUGUCAGACAUAGACUUCUUGGAGGACUCUACCACAGAGUCUCUGCUGUUCAGCGGUGAUGAGUACAACCAGGAUCUGGACUCCAUCACCAUGGAGGACUUUCAGGAUGAGGAAGAAGUAACAGCUAAUGAGAUCGUCCGCUGCAUCUGUGAGAUGGAUGAAGAAAAUGGUUUCAUGAUUCAGUGUGAGGAGUGUAUGUGCUGGCAGCAUAGUGUGUGUAUGGGUCUGCUUGAGGACAGUAUCCCUGAGCAAUAUAUUUGUUACAUCUGCAGAGACCCACCAGGGCAGAGAUGGAGUGCCAAAUAUCGUCAUGAUAAAGACUGGCUUUAUAAAGGCCAUAUGUACGGCUUGUCCUUCCUGGCGGAAAACUACUCGCACCAGAAUGCCAAGAAGAUUGUUUCUACGCACCAGUUACUGGCCGAUGUUUACAGUGUUAAAAAAGUGCUCCACGGGCUGCAGCUAAAAAUGGACGUCUUACAAAACAAACACAAUCCCAGUUUGCACUUGUGGGCUAGUUCCUGGGUAAACUCUGAUGAGGACCAGCCAAUGGGUGGCGUUCCUGACUGCAUCAUGUUUCAAGAACACUUCAACCAGAACUCGAACCCUGAAACCUACAUCACCAGCGAGCACAGCUACCAGAAGCCUUCUAGCACAGGCCAUCCACACACUCAGGAGCAGGCGUCCCAGACUACACCUCAGACAGUGUUGCUUGUACCAAAGGAGGAGGAGGUGAGUAGUGCUAUUUCACUCUCUGGCUGUAUGAAAGAAAGCAGCUCAGGGCAGGUGGAGCAGGCUAGAAACUGUCUACAGUGGCAGAUGAACCUGCUCACACAUAUAGAGGAUGUCCAGAACAAUCUGGCUGGCCGGAUGGACCUUAUUGAGAAAGAGCUGGACGUGUUGGAGAGCUGGUUGGAUUUCACUGGGGAGUUGGAGCCUCCUGAUCCUCUGGCCAGACUGCCUCAGCUCAAGUGCCGAAUCAAACAGCUGCUGACAGACCUGGGGAAAGUGCAACAGAUGAGCACCCUGUGCUCUGUGUAAACACGGUCAUAGAAGCGAGGUGAAAUCGUAAGGGCUGUGUGUGCGUUUGUCAGGUGCUUACGGACAAGAUCGCACAUCUGUGCUGAACCUACAUGCUGCCUACUGUUGAAAGAGACAAUCUAGGGCAUGAACCCGUCUCCACUAACAGUAGCAGUAGAUAGAGUAGGAAGAGAAAGAGCUGUGCUCUGUGAACUUCGAAAAACCAUUGCACCUUAAUAGUGCGUUCUGUUACAGUUUCAACAAAGCAUGAAGUAGAUGACGUUGUCUGUUCAUUUGAACACAGUGAGUCCACUUGCACUGUUUAGCAGUCUCAACAACUUUACAGAACAUUAGUUUUAGGUGAUGUUCCCUUUCAGAUCCUUUGUUGUGAUAGAAAUGUUCAUUACAAUACAGAUAACACAAAAAAGCACACAGGAAAUGUGCUUAAAAAAAAACAGUUUGAUACAUCACUCUGGAAAAACACUUUUUUGGUUCUGAUAACAACACAAAAAAGCACACAGGAAAUGUGCUUUUUAAAAAAAAAAAAAAAAAACAGUUUGAUACAUCACUCUGGAAAAAACACUUUUUUUCUUUCUCAAAGAGGAAACUCCAUGUAAGACCAUUUCAGAUCUUUAGAAAUAUUGAAUUAUUUUGAUUGGAAUUUGUAAAUUAGUUUCCACCUGUUCAAUCCAUGAUUUUAAAAAAUCUGAGGAUUUGUCAUUUCAAUAUCAUACACCUAGAAGUGAACUUUUUAAACCAUCUGUUUGAUUAGAUGAAGACAUGCACAUCUAUAUCGCCGUUUAUUGAUUGCAACAAUACAAAAAUAAAAAAUCAUUAAAAAAAACACGAGGUACGUAUAAUUUGAAUAAGUGAACAAUUAAGGCCAGUUUCUUAUUUAAAAAAAAAAAAGGAUUUAUUACCUGGCCUAAUGAAUGUCCAGCAAACAUACCCCUGUAAAGAGGCAGAGAUUAAAUGUAAAAAAUAAAAAAUAAAAAAAUGAAUACAAUAGGAUGGGCUCCACUACAAGUGUUCUAAUCCAAGUUUUUUUCCAAAUACUUGUCAAAUAGGGAACAUCUAUGAUUUUCACUGUCUCUCUGGAGAAGUCUGCAGCACUUCUUCCCUUUUCUGGUGAAGUGCCGCUGGUCAGUCCUUUUUUAACAGUGAAUUUGCCCAGCUGGUCCAGGACGAGUAAUCUACACAUCCUUUUCUUAUCUCUUGUCUCCUUAUUCUUCAUUAGCCAAUUCUUUUUGUCAGGUUGUUAUUUUGGGUGUCCCCAGUGCAACAAGCUCGUCUGAAGCUGGAUGUAAAUGCAUUCUUCAAGCAGAUCGGUGCAGAUUUUUGGGGAGAAAUGUAUAUACUGUUUGUAUGUACUGUAAAGAAGAGGAAAGAAAAUAACUAAGGUAUAGUAGGACAAUAUAUACUUGAAAUGUCUGUUUAUUCAACAUUUCUAUUAAUCUGUAUAAAAGUGUUUAGAACUGAGGUCGAUUUUGAUGAGAUACCAGCUGUACAUUAAAGAGUUUAUUUAAAAAAAACUUGAUGCAAUUAACUUUAUGUACUUCAAUAAAAGAUAUUCUGACUA
This is a messenger RNA of Astyanax mexicanus (Mexican tetra), 5566 nucleotides long. RefSeq names its product PHD finger protein 20 like 1 (gene phf20l1). Lineage: Eukaryota; Metazoa; Chordata; Actinopteri; Characiformes; Acestrorhamphidae. Bases 664 to 4008 code for a protein of 1114 amino acids. Gene Ontology annotation, biological process: regulation of transcription by RNA polymerase II. The record is from RefSeq and is a predicted model, not a curated record. The transcript is spliced from 25 exons. Gene Ontology annotation, cellular component: NSL complex.